Molecule: messenger RNA, 483 nt
Organism: Microthlaspi erraticum
Lineage: Eukaryota; Viridiplantae; Streptophyta; Magnoliopsida; Brassicales; Brassicaceae
Source: the annotation of a GenBank genome assembly
AUGGCGAACAACGAGGUUGCUGAGGCUAAAUACGUGUAUGCUCAGACGUGGGUUUGUUGGGACAUAGAGUACUGUCCUGUUCCCAGAGCUUGUAAACCUGAGAGGAUCGCCGAGCAAAUAAGAUCGGCGCUGGUUAAAUUAAACUACCUCGGUCCAAUCUCCAUCUCCGCCUAUGGCAACAUGGAUCACAUCCCUCCUUCCACCAAGAAAGCUCUCUCUUCCACCGGAAUCCUUCUUAAUCACGUCCCUCCCGCUGAAUUUGAGUUACAUAUUUUCGACGAAAUAUUGUCUUGGCAAUCUGAUAAUCCAGCUCCGGCUAAUAUAAUGGUAAUCUCCCGUGGCGAAUUGCUCCCUGGUGAUCGUGAAGAAGAACAAUCGGACGACGGAUACAACAUUCUUCUCGCACAUCCUCCACAUCCUCCAUACUAUUUCAUCGCUUCUGCAAAGACCACGUGGCUAUGGAGAAGCAUAAUUGAUGCAUGA